Molecule: messenger RNA, 978 nt
Organism: Salpingoeca rosetta
Lineage: Eukaryota; Choanoflagellata; Craspedida; Salpingoecidae
Exons: 7
Coding region: 1-978 (325 amino acids)
Biological process (GO): negative regulation of pre-miRNA processing; miRNA metabolic process
Cellular component (GO): cytoplasm
Molecular function (GO): O-methyltransferase activity; RNA methyltransferase activity
Source: RefSeq, a predicted model, not a curated record
AUGGCGGAGGAGCAGGAGCAGGAGCAGUCGUCUGACCCGGGCGCCAAGACGCUUGGCAACUUUCCCUUCUACUAUCAGUUCAACCCAGUGGAUGAGCGACUGAACAAGCUCGAUUCGGCGCAUGUGGUCUCAACCAUCCUGAGCGUGGACAAUGGCGUGAAGGACGAUGUGCCAUUCUGCCUCCUGGACAUCGGCUGCAACACCGGGGAGCUGACGGUUGAACUGCAGCGCUUACUGGCGUCACAAACAAAGCGACAAGUUCACUGCUUCGGGUGUGAUGUGGAUCCUCGGCUGGUGGAGACAGCGCGUGCCAGCUUCCUUUCGGGGAACAGUGCGAGGAUACAGCAGCAAGGCGGGAAAGUGGAAGCCGACGCGCCACGCAGCUUGGAGUUUGGCGUGCUGGAUGUAAGCGAGCACGACGCGCUUGCUGUCGAAGCUGAAAGGUUUCUGCGCGCGCGUGGGCGGGAUCGGUUUUCGCUUGUGUGUCUGUUCUCCGUCACAAUGUGGAUUCACGUCAACGUCGGCGAUGACAAGUUCAUGCGCACCCUCUCAACGCUGUGCAACCUCACAGAUGCCUUGCUUGUAGAGCCUCAGCGGAGCCCAAGUUACAAGACGUGCCGAAGACGGCUGCGUCGCGGCAAAGGAGAGCAGCCCCCGUAUAUCGACCGGCUGGCACUGCGUGGUGCAAAGCUGUUUCCCGCCAUCAAAUUGCAGAUUGAGGGCGCUGGGUUUGCGCUGGUGGCGGAGCUGGGCACGACAACGUGGAAGCGCCCCCUCUGGCUCUUCGUUCGCCGCGGCAACCCAGCAUGCAGUGGUGGUGUUGAUGUUGAUGGUGGUGGUGUUGGUGCUGAUGGUGAUGGUGAUGGUGUUGGUAUUGAGGAGGGUCACGUGCAGAUAGCAGCUAGCGAUGAUGGCGGUGAGAAUGAGCUGAAGAAGACGAAGACGGCAGCUAGGGACGAUAAGGGCGACGAUAGAUAG